CAAUUGAAUAGCUACAUCAACGCACUUUCUCCGACCGCACGCGCUUCUACAGCAGACGAUUCAGCAGCUAUCUUCACCAUGGAGAAGGUCCAGGUCCCCAUGCAGCAAUACCCUCAGUCGCCAGACGUAACUAGCCAGCAGCAACCCCCCGUCUACCACCAAGAUCCCAACGCCCAGCAGCCCUACCCCCACGAACAACCGCAACAGCAACAACCCAUGUACGAAGAACAACCCGACGCAGCUGCCGCGAUGCAACCCGGCAUGCCACCCCAACAACAAAGCGGAACCGUCUACCAGAACGCAACACCCAUCGCCAACUUGCAGCGUGGACCCGCGCCUGCAGAUUGCCCUGCAUGCGGCCAGCGAGCCAUGACCAACGUCGCCUUCGACACGGGAAACACGACACACGUGUGGGCGUUUGUUCUCUGCUGCGUCUGCUGCCUGGGAUGCAUUCCGUACGUCAUGAACUCGACCAAGGACGUUCAACACAAGUGUGGCAGGUGUGGCGUUUUGCUUGCUACUUGGCACCGUAGCGGUUCUACUGAGGUGCAUAUGCACUCUUAG
Messenger RNA from Pyrenophora tritici-repentis Pt-1C-BFP, 564 nucleotides. Lineage: Eukaryota; Fungi; Ascomycota; Dothideomycetes; Pleosporales; Pleosporaceae. The record is from RefSeq and is a predicted model, not a curated record.